Molecule: messenger RNA, 4679 nt
Organism: Owenia fusiformis
Lineage: Eukaryota; Metazoa; Annelida; Polychaeta; Sabellida; Oweniidae
Source: the annotation of a GenBank genome assembly
CACAAUUUACUUCCGGCGCCAAUUUUUGAGAAAAAAUAUUUGACUUCGAAAUGUUAAACUUGUAUUAAAAUUAGAAUGGUGCAUAAAUAUCCAAACUAUUUGAAUAGAAAAUUUCUAUUCAACGUUUGACUUCCAAUCCUCUCCCAAUUACAAUCUACCCAAAUGCAUUGAUGCAAUGAAAGAAUCGAGAGACACGCUCUCACCAUUGGGAAGGGUCAGCCAAAAGCAAGCAGGUACAUUUGUCCAGCGUUCAGUAACAAGUGGAUCACCUACCGCAAGCACAGGGAUGUCCAAGAAAACAGUACUCAGACAGUUAGAUGCAGAAUUACAGGUACGUGCUGAAAGACUGAAGAUGUGGAGUCAUGGUGAUGCUGGUAACCAUGGCAUCAAUAAUAACAAUGUUAAGAAUGGAAAUUAUGGUAACCAUGGUGACAGCAAUAGAAACCUGCCUACAACAAGCAAACCAUCAGAGGGCAGUACCAUACAAAGACCUCGUCCCAGUAAUCAUAAACUCCAAACCAGGAUUAUUUCUCAACCAAAGUCAGGCAUACCACAGGUGAAAAGUGGCAAGUUAACUAAACUGGCACAGUAUAAACCCAGCUAUACCUGGAACAGAGGUGGUAGACUCAAAGAAUUAAGAAUCAGGUGUCUAGCACGCAAGUUUCUCUAUCUCUGGCUCCAGAAGGUGUUUGGGAGGUUGCUACCAUCAGAGGCAAGAGCACAUUAUAGGAAGAUUACAUUGAAGAAGUUGUUUGGGGAAUGGCAUAUGUUAUGGUGGUCAAGUCACAGAGAAUGGAGAUUGAACUUUAGGGCUGAAUGUCACUACAGGUACACUAUGUGGAAUAAGGUUUGGCGACUGUGGCGGGAAUACACCUUAAAACAACGGGCUAAGACUGCAAAGUUUAAACUGGCGAUUCAUUAUGCUGAUGUUAGUUCACUGAAGCAUUGUUUUGAUAGAUGGAGAGAUUAUAUUGAGAUCAAACGGGAGAAGACAUCCAGGAAAAUCACAGCGGAACAUUUUGCAUAUCAGUUGGCUAUCAGACACGUUUGGACAGUGUGGAGGGGCAAACUUCUUGACUUGAGGGUGGAGCGGGAACAGGAAGUAGUAGCACACCAUAUAUGGCAACUACGUCUCCUCACUAGGUUUUGGAGUGUUUGGAGGGACCAUUAUCUUGCAUCUGUCGAGGCCAAAGAUUUGGAGACACUAGCGAUAUCUCAUAAUCGUACCAUGAUUCUAAGCCUUGUAUGGAAGGCAUGGAUGCAAUAUAUUAUCAAUCGUCGAGAAAAGUCAGCAAUCAAAGAAUUUGCGACAAGGCAUCAUAAUGAUGUUCUGUCUCAGCGAUACUUCCUUAUAUGGCAGAAUAGAUGGCACCAGCAUCAGAAGAGGGCCAGGCAUGCGGAGAGACUAGAUCAGUUAGCUAAAAGAGUGAGACUUCGCAGAAUAUUCACACAUUGGCAACACUACAUUGAUUUAGUGUAUGAGAAGCGAUCACAAACACAGAGAGCAGAAAUGCAUUAUAUGAGACACCUGUUGCGUGUUGGUUUCAAGGGAUUGCAGCUAUAUGUUGUACAAAGAAGAAUAAAGGUUGUCAGGCAGCAUAUGGCCUCACAGCUAAGGUGUAAAAUGCUGCUACAUCGUACCUGGAACAGCUGGUUGAACAGAUGUGAGUCUAGUGAGGAGCUAAAGAUGUUAAGUUUGUCUCGGAAAGCAUGGAAACACCACCAGAAGAAAGUUCUUCAAAGGGCAGUUGACCAGUGGAAGACCUAUGUUAGAUGGCGCUUCCAUAGACAAAAGCAGUAUGUAAUCGCAGAUGCUCAUUACACCACACGCUACAUACCACGUUUGCUUCAUCACUGGCAGCUGUUUGUAGAAAUCAGGCAGGACAAGAGGCACAUGGAGAAAGAGGCACUAUGUUUUCUUAGGGUUAAUACAUGUGCCAAGUUUUUCUAUACAUGGAGAAGUGCAUACUCACAGAGUUUAGAUAAUCGCAUGAUGGAGAAUAUGGCUAUACUGCAUAAUGAAGCAACUCUACGAAAGCAAUAUUUGAUCACUUGGAGGAUGAAAACUCAUCUUAGACUUGAAGAAAAAGAUCACCAGGUUUUGGCUGUAAGUCACUAUGGGACUGUUAUAUGUAGGAAGGUAUUCAGUGCUUGGGUAAACAUCAUCAGAGAGGCUAACAAACAACAUGCUGCUGAAGCAAGGGCAGAGAGACACAACAUUCAUACCAGGAAGACACUUGUGCUCAACGCUUGGAAAAGGUACACCCAGUAUAGAAGAGAGAAAAACAGAAAGACACAAAGGGCAAGACACCACUUUAAAGAAGUUGUCUGCAAAAAGGUCAUCAUAGUCUGGAGACAGGAGACAGAACAACACAGAGCCAGAGUAAAUGAGGCUGAGAAGAGAUACAAAAUAAAAUGUCUCAAGCACCUUAGAUGGGCAUUUAUUGAAUGGCAUAGUAAUACAGUUGAGGGAAAGCAACUCAAGGCCAAGACUUCAGUGGCUGAUUCUUGGUUCAGACACAAUACACUUAAUAAGGUUUUACAACACUGGAGAGACCAUGCAGUUGUGGCCAGAUAUAAGAGACAACAUACUAACACACAAGUCCAGGAAGCUAGGCUACAGUUGAACAAAGUUGUGCUAUUACAUAGCCUUGUUAGAUGGAGGGCUGCUAAAGACAGUGCAGUAUUGAGCAGACUGAAGCAAGAGCAAGCUGCCAUACACUGCAACCAUAAUGUGCUGUCUAAGAUCAUGAGAGCAUGGAGGCAAUAUGUCUCUUUGUCUCAUAAGAAACAGCUAUUAGAACAGCAAUGUAUCUGGUUGAGAAACACUCGACUCACAGUGACUAUGUUCAUGAAAUGGCGGAGUGUUUACCAUGAAAGUGUCCAGGAGCGAGCUAAGACUGGUAUUGCUCUCUGGCAGUGGAGCUUGGUGGUACAGCGUAAGUCCUUAAUAGCCUGGUACCAGUAUGUUCAGGAGCGUAAGUACAAGAAGAGGCGUCUAGAUACAGCAUUGAAGGAACAUCGUGCUCGAUUAGUAAAACGAGGAGUUACCCAAUGGUUGGCAGUUGCUGCGGAUAUUUCACAUUCCAGACGCAGACUGGCUGCAAAACGCCAGGCCCAGAGUGCAUUUGAUAAUUACUAUGUGGUAGAGAGAUGUGCUCUUCAUUGGAGAUCUGUAGUGCAGCAGAGAAAACACAAGCAGACUUUGAGGUCACAACACAAGAGAUCUCAAGACAAGGUCCCAUAUCCCAUAUAUGAUGAGGCAUGCAUGGGCACAGGUUUUAUUGCACCAGGUAUCACAAGGCAUGUACAAGAUAUUGAUAUCCAUAACAUGGGACUUAUGGGAGAACCCUCCGGUGAAAGGUGUACCAUACCUAGUGCCACUACUGGACCACAUCGACCUGGACCACACACACAUGUAGCAGACCCACAUCUACCUGGACCACACAUAGCAGAUCCACAUCUACCUGGACCACACAUAGCAGUCCCACAUCUACCUGGACCACACAUUGCAGACCCACAUACUCCUAGUCCAUCAAUGUUCUCUCCUAUCAAACCACAAAGGUUACCACCCAGAAAGCCAAAUUUCCUCCAGGAGUCUCUAAAGAGAGAAGGAUUGUAUAAAUCUGGAGAAGACCAAGCAUUGAGAGAACACAUAGAUCUGCCACUUGCUGACCCAGAAUCUCAUAAUACAGAUACAGAGAGGAAAAAAGUUGUACAUUUUGAGACUAAUCCUAUCAUAGACAGUACACCAAGAUUGCCUCCUCCUGCUCCAUCCCCCCAGAGAGUGCAACUUCAGCCUCCAUACCCCCAGAGACCUUACACCAUGGCUGCUCCACCUGGAAUGACCCCCCUGGAUAAUAGGCCAUACUCCAGCCCUGAAUGCUAUCCAGGAGUGAAUCCCCCUGGUGAUAUAUACACAAUAUCUCCAGAACCUAGAUUAAGAAACACUGAUCAGUCUGUACUCGGAGGCUCUAAAAUAUCCACUGAUGCUUCUAAGCAAUCUCUGACAUUAUUACCCCCCUCUGCUUUCACACAGAAAUUAACAGACUCACAAACUCAUGAUACAACCGAUGGAUUUAAUAAACUGAAUGAGGUUGUAUAUAAACCAGAUAAGGAUAUGCUUAAAUUAAAUGAUGAAAUGCUUAAAACUGAUGAAGGCAUAUUCCAUCUCACACAAGCCCAAGGUGCACCAUUUGACCAUGGUGUUAGAAGAGGUACAUUGCUCCCAGAAGGGGGUACCACAAGAGGUACAUAUGUUCAAGAGAAAGAUGCCCCAGACAAGCCAAGUAUGCAUUGUGAAGUAGAACACAUCAGAGACCAACUAAAGAACUGGCAGGCCAAUAAACAGAAACUCAAGGUGCUUAGAGAACAGAGAGAGAAGUUGCGUAGCUGGGUGUCUUGCCAGACCAUACAAGAUGACCACUAUCACACUGUGAAACACGAACUAAAAGAGAUGGAGGUUGAGAUGCAUGAAUUGGAAGAGUUGGUGUCUGAUGAAAAAGAAAAGUGCCAUAAACUAUUACACAGCAUCAGUCCUUUCAUAUCAGAACAAUAGAACUAACAUGUCAUUAUAUACAUCAUGCAAUGAAUACUUUGAACUUUGAAGUGAACUGACAGUAUUUUGCCUUCAAUCAGGAAUCAGAUCAAAGGAAAUCGAUCUAUUACAUUAGUAGACU